UGCGGAAGUUCGUCCAUCCGCUUCCGGUGCUGGGGAGACCUGGGAGUCGGGUAGAGGAAGAAAAAGCGGGCAUACUGUUUUCUUUCUACUUAUCGCCAGCGUCUUUCCCCUCGAUAUCGUUCCGAUUUUUAUUCAGUCAAGCGACUGUGCUUUUUGGGCCAGUGGGCUUCGGGGAUUUGUGUUUUUGCAGCGGUGGAAUAGCCUCAUUCAUUCGGCUGUCGUAGCUAGCCAGCUAGCUAGCAGCUAGGCCUAUUCUUCUGGACUUUGCUAUUAGCUUGUCUUGCUAACCCACGCGAACACGUUUCUCUCCAAUGACUUUGCUCACGAAUUGUAAAUAACCACUACACUGCUCGUUUGUGUGCACGUCAAAUAAUUCUAAGACAUAUAUCCCGAGGUACAUCUUGAAUUGAGGCCAAUUGCGGUGUGCACACUUGGCAAGGCGUUUGUUUUUUUGUGUCACUUUUGUUGCCAGCUUGAAGCUAGCCAUCGCCAACUGAAUAACGCAGUCGCGGAAAGCCGCCAAAGCUUACCGAGAUGUCGGACUUCGACGAAUUUGAAAGGCAGCUGUCCGAAAACAAACAAGCCGAGCGGGACAAGGAGAACCGCCACCACCGUCGCUCCGGUUCCCGCAGCCGCAGCAGAGACAGGAAGAGGAGAAGCAGAGACAGGGACAGACGCAGCCGGGAUCGCCGUGGCGACAGUAAGGAUCGCAGACACAGACGCAGCUCACCACCGAGCUACCCACAGGACAAUACAGCAAGCCGCUCUCCGCACCGCGAGAAGAAGAAGAAGGUGAAGAAGUACUGGGAUGUGCCGCCGCCUGGUUUUGAAAACAUCAGCCCCAUGCAGUACAAAGCCAUGCAAGCUGCAGGCCAGAUCCCAGCAACAGCCCUCUUGCCCACCAUGACUCCAGACGGCCUGGCCGUCACCCCCACCCCGGUGCCCGUGGUGGGCAGCCAGAUGACCCGGCAGGCCCGCCGGCUGUACGUGGGAAACAUCCCCUUUGGCAUCACGGAGGAGUCAAUGAUGGACUUCUUCAACGCUCAGAUGCGUUUGGGUGGUCUCACCCAGGCCCCAGGGAACCCCGUGCUGGCAGUGCAGAUCAACCAGGAUAAGAAUUUUGCCUUCCUUGAGUUCCGCUCAGUGGAUGAGACCACUCAGGCAAUGGCUUUUGAUGGAAUCAUCUUUCAAGGCCAGAGCCUGAAAAUCCGCCGUCCCCACGAUUACCAGCCACUGCCGGGCAUGAGCGAGAACCCCAGUGUCUAUGUGCCUGGUACACAGACAAUUAAUGGCGUGGUGUCCACCGUGGUGCCCGACUCGGCUCACAAGCUCUUCAUCGGCGGUCUGCCCAACUACCUGAAUGACGACCAGGUGAAGGAGCUGCUGACGUCAUUCGGACCGCUGAAGGCCUUCAACCUGGUGAAGGACAGCGCCACGGGCCUGUCUAAAGGAUACGCCUUCUGUGAAUACGUUGACGUCAACCUCAACGACCAGGCUAUUGCUGGGCUCAACGGCAUGCAGCUGGGCGACAAAAAGCUCCUGGUGCAGCGAGCCAGCGUGGGAUCCAAGAACGCCACCCUGACCACCAUAAACCAGACCCCCGUCACGCUGCAGGUGCCGGGCCUGAACAGCAGCGUGACCCAAAUCGGCGGCCUGCCCACCGAAGUGCUGUGCCUGAUGAACAUGGUGGCGCCCGAGGAGCUGCUGGACGACGACGAGUACGAGGAGAUCGUGGAAGACGUCCGGGACGAGUGCAGCAAAUACGGCCAGGUCAAGAGCAUCGAGAUCCCGCGGCCCGUCGACGGCCUGGAGGUGCCCGGCACCGGGAAGAUCUUUGUGGAGUUCAUGUCGGUGUUCGACUCCCAGAAAGCCAUGCAGGGCCUGACAGGAAGGAAGUUUGCCAACAGGGUGGUGGUGACCAAGUACUGCGACCCGGACGCGUACCACCGCCGGGACUUCUGGUAGAGGAGGCCUGACGUGGGGAGGGGGUGGGCGCGGGAGGGGGGGCAUUGGAGACAACAGCGUCAUUCAAAUUUGAGAAGUGGGGGUUUCUUGUUGUUGUUGGGAGGGGGAUGGGCAUAGCUGUUUUUUUUUGUUUUGUUUAUUGAAAAAUGUGUGUUCUAAUAGGUCCAGGUUGGGGUCAACCAUUUUUAUACUUUACCGGGGAGGGCGGGGCGGGGAGGGGCGGGUUUGGGCGACACAACACAUGGAUGUUUGUAUUUAACGGAAGGAAGGUCGGCUGUACACGAUGGAGAGUUAUCAUUCACUAGCGCUAACGUCCACUUCACUUAACGCCGUCUUUUAGGAAGACUAGAACGGACAUCUUUUUUUUUUUGUUUUGUCAGACUACUGCCCCCCCCAGGAGGAUUUGUGGCCAAUGUUUAGUGUUCUUGUUCCAAUAAUAGCGUGUGUAGCUUCACUGUAGGAUCCAUCACAUCAGCUGCAAUGUUUGCUUCACAGGAGAUGAUUAAAAAAACAAAAACAAAACACAGAUUGGGAUUUAGCUUACCAAAAGCCUUAACAUGAUUCAUAACCGUUUGCUUAGGAAAAGCCCCUCCUUUAAUUAGUCAAUUUCACUUAUCUUCUACCUACCUACCUACACUCUCCUUGCUAAUUGAACUGUAACAUGUGCUUGGACCCGCUCGGCAGUUCUUUCUUUCUUUCCUGUUUGUUUGUGUGCAUCGUCUCUCCUCUCUGACAAGACCAAAUAAAAACAUGAAUAAUGA
This is a messenger RNA of Doryrhamphus excisus (bluestripe pipefish), 2726 nucleotides long. RefSeq names its product U2 small nuclear RNA auxiliary factor 2a (gene u2af2a). Gene Ontology annotation, biological process: mRNA processing. The record is from RefSeq and is a predicted model, not a curated record. Gene Ontology annotation, cellular component: nucleus. Lineage: Eukaryota; Metazoa; Chordata; Actinopteri; Syngnathiformes; Syngnathidae. Gene Ontology annotation, molecular function: RNA binding.